Messenger RNA from Chrysoperla carnea, 1713 nucleotides. RefSeq lists its product as uncharacterized. The transcript has 2 exons. The coding region runs from base 156 to 1517 and encodes 453 amino acids. The record is from RefSeq and is a predicted model, not a curated record. NCBI's taxonomy places the organism in Eukaryota, Metazoa, Arthropoda, Insecta, Neuroptera, Chrysopidae.
UCUAAUAACAUUUAUUAAAAUUAACAAACACAAUAUUUUUAGUAGUUUUUUUUUUCUGUAAUAUUUCAUCCUUCGAAGAAUCAUUUUAGUGGAAAGUGGUGGUUGUGAGAAAAUUAAUUUUAUGUAAUCAAGUGAAUUUUUGUUUGUUUGUGAAAAUGUUGGAUACAAUAAUGUGUUUAUUUUUUGGAUUUUUAUUCUUAAUUUCGAAUGUGUAUUCGGCACCGAAUAAUCAUAACAAUGAAUUAUGUAAUAUUUGUGAAUGUACGCCUGUGAAAGAUCCUAUUUUUGUGAUAUGUAAUUCAAAAUUUGAAGCAUUAACAGUAAGUGGCGGAAGAUUAUCAAAUUUGCAUCGGAUUCGAGAGAUAACAUUCAACAAUUUCAAAACAUUAAGCUUCGAACGAAAUGCAUUUAGUCCAAUCAAUUCUCUACAAUCAUUAAUAAUUAGCAACAGUAAACAAGUUGUAAUUCCAGCUGGCUCAUUAACAUCCGGAAAAACGAUCAACAUAACCAAUGUCACUGAUUUAAUGUUAACAUCGAACGCGUCCAUGUCCCUACACAACUUAGAAAAUUUAUAUUUAACAAAUGUUAACAUUACAAAUUUACCCGAACAUGCAAUCUACGAUUUAUACGAUUUAAAAACUGUUAUUAUCGAUAACGUAUUUAUAAAACGUGUCGAAUCGCGAGCAAUCGAUAUCACAAUGGAUGAACGAAACAGUAAAAUAUUAAUAAUUAAUACAGUUAUUAACAAUGUCGAACGUUCUGGAAUCAAUUUGGAAUCGUAUGAGAUUCAUGUUGAUAACACACAAUUUCAUUCGGUGAAAGAAGCUGGAAUUGCGUUGGAUUCGAAACAUUACAUAAAUAUUCGAGAGUGCAUUUUCAAUAAAUUACAACCCGAAUUUAUCACGAUAAACGCACCGAAUAUAAGCUUCGUAAAUAAUACAUUUAGGAGUUCAGAUAUCUCGCUAUAUCGAGGUUUCCUUUUCGAGCAUGAUAACAUUAAUACAACAACAAUCAAAUUCGAAAAUAAUAUUGUUGAAGAUUUAUCGAUAUUUGAAAUGUUUCGACAAUCAUCGACUGUGAAUGUAUCGAAUAAUGUCGUACAUUCGAAUAUUAACGAUAAUAAAAUUUUGUACUGUGCUUGUGAAAAUCACAAUUUUGAAGAAUUAUUGAAAAAUUCUGAACAUGAAAAUAGUUUUAAAAAUAAUUAUUGUGUCGGAAUCUGUGAGGUUACGAUUUACAGUUUUUUAAAGGAUAAACGUAAUUUAUGUAAGAAAUAUUCAAAUCCACAAGGAUAUAUUGAUGUGGAAAGAUUAUGUUUUAAACAAGAAAAUUCAUCGGAAAAUCCAGAUAAUAUAAUAUAUGAUAUUGUUUCAACGACGGAAUGGGUGAAUGGAUCUGAUUUCAAUACAACGGAAUCAAUAUUUGAAACAAAAUCAACAAGUGGGUGUACGAUCUAUAAUAUUAGCUUAAAUCUAAGCUUAUUUUAUUUAUUUUUGGGUAUUAUUUAUAAGUUUUAAAAUGUUUCUAUUGUUAGAUUAUUUUAUGUAAAAAAGGUACUGAUUUGAAAAACCAAAAAUAUUCCAAAUAUAUAAAUUAAAAUGUUACCACCAUAAAUGCGUUUCAAAAAGUUGAAAGUAAUAAGGUUUUAUUUUCCCGAUAAGAGGUAAAACUUGGGAAAGGUUGCGAUAUUAUUAAUUGUGUUUUGGCUGAAAA